Thunnus maccoyii (southern bluefin tuna) is the source of this 7869-nucleotide messenger RNA. RefSeq names its product proprotein convertase subtilisin/kexin type 5b (gene pcsk5b). Gene Ontology annotation, biological process: peptide hormone processing. Bases 572 to 6226 code for a protein of 1884 amino acids. The transcript is spliced from 37 exons. The record is from RefSeq and is a predicted model, not a curated record. Gene Ontology annotation, molecular function: serine-type endopeptidase activity. Gene Ontology annotation, cellular component: Golgi membrane; trans-Golgi network. Lineage: Eukaryota; Metazoa; Chordata; Actinopteri; Scombriformes; Scombridae.
CCAAGCAGAGUGUCUUUAAGACCCAGCGGAGCUCGGCAGGGAAACCCCGCGGCUUUAGUUGUUUCUACUCUCCAGAGUGUCAGCUAGUUAUUUGUGAGGAGGCGCUGUAGCCAUUUCGCCACAUGAAAGCCCGAUGAGCUGAACGACCAACAUCCGAGUUGCUCGUGGAGAAGAGAAAUCAGCUUUGAGGAGCUCCUCCGCGCGCACACAGACGUGUACGAACUCGCGCGCAAAGACGCACGGCGCACACACACACACACGCACACUUCCUCCUCCUCCGCCGUGGAAAAAAGAGAGAGAGAGAGGAACAGAGAGGGGCACACGGAACGCAAACUUCCAACUCUCCCAUGUGGAAAGCAGAGGUUUGAGGAUACGGUAUAUUUUUCCUCUUCGGGGCUCCGUUCCUCCCCCCCUCUCUCCCUCUCUUUCUCCCUCUCUCUCUGUGUGUUUCUGCCCGGAUAGUUGGGUUUCUAUGAGAGUCUUGCUCGGCGAGAAGAGAAGUUUGGUUGUUUGCCUGGUCGGCUGAGGAGGAGGAGGAGGAGGAGAAGAGUCGGGUUAAAAGUGGGGGAAGAUGGUCCGCAACGCCGCUUGGAGAAGAAGCUUGCUGUGCGUCCUGGCGCUCAGUCUCGGCUUUGCGUCCCCGCCGUGCAAUGCUCGGAUUUACACCAACCACUGGGCAGUCAGGAUAGCCGGGGGACCCGAGGUGGCCGAGCGGAUAGCGGAAAAAUAUGGCUAUAGGAACAUGGGACAGAUUGGGGAUCUGAAAGACCAUUAUCAUUUCUUCCAUAGUCGGACCAUCAAAAGGUCGACUUUGUCCAGCCGUGGUCGCCAUAGUUUCAUCUCCAUGGAGCCCAAGGUGGAGUGGAUACAGCAGCAGGUGGUGAAGAGGAGGAUCAAGAGGGAUUACAAGCAAGCCCCGCCCAUUUCUCUAUCAAGCCCCGCCCACAGCAGCCCGGCCCAGAACAACAUAUUCUAUAACGACGCCAAGUGGAGCAGUAUGUGGUACAUUCACUGUAACGACGACGUCCAUAACUGCCAGUCAGACAUGAACAUCAUGGGGGCGUGGAAGAGAGGCUACACGGGUAAAGACGUGGUGGUGACCAUAUUAGAUGACGGCAUCGAGAGGAACCACCCAGACCUCUAUCAGAACUACGACUCUCAAGCCAGCUUUGAUGUCAAUGGCAACGACAUGGAUCCCAUGCCGCGAUAUGACGCAACCAAUGAGAACAAACACGGGACACGGUGUGCGGGUGAAGUUGCUGCAGCCGCAAACAACUCCCACUGCAUUGUGGGAAUUGCCUAUAAUGCCAGAAUAGGAGGCGUGCGCAUGCUGGACGGAGAUGUAACAGACAUGGUGGAGGCCAAAUCUCUGAGCCUCCAGCCACAGCACAUCGACAUCUACAGCGCCAGCUGGGGACCUGAUGACGACGGAAAGACUGUGGAUGGACCAGCGUCUCUGGCCAGGCAGGCCUUCGAGAAUGGCAUCCGCACGGGGAGGAAAGGACGUGGCUCCAUCUUCGUGUGGGCUUCAGGCAACGGCGGUCGCAGCAGAGACCACUGCUCCUGUGACGGCUACACCAACUCCAUCUACACCAUCUCCAUCUCCAGCACGGCCGAGAGUGGACGCAAGCCUUGGUACUUGGAGGAAUGCUCGUCCACGCUGACCACCACCUACAGCAGCGGGGAGAACUACGACCGAAAGAUUAUCACAACAGACCUAAGACAUCGGUGUACAGACAGUCACACGGGGACAUCAGCCUCGGCUCCCAUGGCUGCUGCCAUUAUUGCUCUGGCUCUGGAGGCAAAUCCUCUUCUGUCUUGGAGAGAUGUUCAGCACAUCAUUGUAAAGACCUCUAGAGCCGGACAUCUUAGUGCUCCUGACUGGAAGACCAAUGCUGCUGGUUACAACGUCAGCCACCUGUACGGCUUUGGCCUGAUGGACGCUGAGGCAAUGGUGAAGGAGGCGGAGCGAUGGAAGCAAGUCCCUGCUCAGCACGUCUGUGUGGAGAGCGCAGACCGACAGAUCAGAACUAUCCGUCCAGAGCAUGUGGUGCGGUCGGUGUACAAGGCGACCGGGUGCACUGACAACCCCAACCACCAUGUAAUCUACCUGGAGCAUGUGGUUGUACGUAUUACAAUCACACACCCUCGCCGUGGGGACCUGUCAAUCAACCUGACCUCACCCUCAGGGACCAAGUCUCAGCUGCUUGCCAACAGGUUGUUUGAUCACUCCAUGGAGGGUUUUAAGAACUGGGAAUUUAUGACCACCCACUGCUGGGGAGAGAAAGCAGCAGGCGACUGGGUCCUAGAGAUCUAUGACUCACCUUCUCAACUCCGCAGCCAGAAAGUACCUGGAAAGCUGAAGGAGUGGUCACUGGUGCUGUACGGCACAUCUGUGCACCCAUACUCGCCUCUGCGCAGCGAUAAGCCUCGCUCCACAGACAUGCUGACGCCCACCGACGAGGAGUUCACAGAGGAGUACAACGGCCCCUGCGACUCUGAAUGCAACGAGAAUGGCUGUGAAGGUCCCGGACCCCAUCACUGCAUUAACUGCCUCCACUACUUCCUCAAGUUCAAGAACAACACCAGGAUGUGUGUGUCCGAGUGUCCCAGUGGCUUUUUCCGUGAUGAUAGGAAACGUUGCAAGAAGUGCUCCUCGUUGUGCGAGACCUGUGUCGGUAGCCGUAGCGACCAGUGCACUACAUGCAGGGCUGGCUUCCACCUCAAUGAGGGCUCUAACACAUGUGUCGCCACCUGUGUCGACAGCUUCUACCUCGACCAAGAUUCCAACAUUUGCAGGAGAUGUCCAGAGAACUGUAAGAAAUGCACCGCCUCCAAUAUCUGCACAGAAUGUAAACCUGGGAUGAGUCUUCAAGGAAGCAAGUGUCAGAUGACGUGUGACCCAGGGACUUAUUACAACGGCCACAGAAGGACUUGUGAGCCCUGCCAUCGGGCCUGUGCCACCUGCGCAGGCACAGGUAUAGAGGCAUGCACUAAGUGUGCAGACAGCUACUUACUCGAGGACUGGCGGUGCGUGUCAACAUGCAGCACUGGCUACUACCUGUCAGAGCAGAACGCAGACAAUGGGCAGGUGCAGAGGUCCUGUAAGAAGUGUGACCAUAGCUGCUACGAGUGCUUGGGGCCCGGUGAAAGAAACUGCAGCAGCUGUGUCAGUGGUUACAAUCUGGAGGCAGGAGCCUGCGUGGUCAGCACCAUCUGCAAAGAUGGACAGUACAUGAGUCCACAUGGAAAGUGCCACUUGUGUGACGCUACUUGUAUGCAGUGUAAAGGUCCAGAGAGAGAGGACUGCACCAGCUGCCCCCCAGCACGGUUCUUUGACGAUGGCCGCUGCGACAUCCGCUGCCGGGCAGGGCGUUACGCGAUGGGGAGACAAUGUCACCUCUGUCACCACACCUGCCACGAGUGCACAGACGAGGGGCCCGACAGCUGCACCAGCUGUGACACAGAUAAAUUUCACGAGGCCAGGUACCUGUUUAAGGGUCAGUGUCGGGAAGUCUGUCCAGAGGGGUUCUUCCACUCUGCUUGGAAGCGGUGUGAACCCUGUGUUGCUGACUGCAUCAUCUGCACAGAAAAAGAUCACUGCCUCCGCUGCAGCCCAGGACACAAGUUCAAAAACGGCAAGUGCGUUCCGCUGGAGUGCAGUACAGGUAAGGUUGCCAAUGCAAAGAAUGAGGACUGUCUCCCCUGUGAUGAGGGCUGCGAGCAAUGUCAACACAAGGAUUCAGCACAUCAUGAUCAGGGAACUGUCUGCCUCAAAUGUGAAGAUGGUUACUAUAAGUUGGGCACAGACUGUCAUCAGUCCUGCCCAGAUCGGACCUACAGCGUGAAUGGCAGCAUGGUGUGUGAGCCGUGUGAAGACAAACGAUGUGUGAACUGUGACCAGUCCCAGUGCUACUGGUGCGAAGAGCGAUUCUACGUCUCUGAUGGAUCGUGUGUGGAUCACUGUAAGGAAGGUUUCUUUGUGGAUAAGGAGAGCCAGGACUGUGAGCCAUGUCACCGUGCCUGUCGUACCUGCGGAGGGCCACAAUAUGACGACUGUGACUCCUGCGAGGAAGGAUUCACACUGAAGAACGGGGAGUGUUUGGAGGACAAACAGCUUGCCUGUCCCGAGAAACAAUUCAGAAACAAUCUGGGGAAAUGUGAGGCAUGCCACUUCACUUGUAAGACUUGCUCUGGUACGAAGGAGUGCAGCAGUUGUUACCCAGGUCGUUUUCUGACCCCACAAUACUCCUGCUUAUCUCGUUGUUCACCUGGCACGUUUGCCAACAAAAUGUCCGGCAGGUGUGAGGACUGCUCAGAAGGUUGUGUCAUGUGCCAGGACGCCCAGCAGUGCCAGCGCUGUCGCGAUUGGCUUUACCUGCACAAUGGAGCAUGUGUGGAGGAGUGUCCGAGAGGGAUUCCUCAAGGUAGCGUAUGCCAGCCGUGUGCCUCGGAGUGUGCAUCCUGCCAGAAAACUACCUCCCACUGUUUGAGCUGUGAGAAACAUUACUUGCUGCUGGACCACUCCUGCAGGGAACGCUGUCCAGAGAGUUACUACGCCACCGAGAGGGAAUGCCUUCGCUGCCCUGAUAACUGUAGAGAGUGCAAUAAAGAUGGUCUGUGUAAGAAGUGUGCAGACUACUUCUUCCUCCAUGACGAUAAGUGUGUGGAUGAUUGCCCUACUGGCUACUUUGCCAGUGAGAAGCAACAGGAGUGCGAGCGUUGCCAUGCUGAUUGCGCUUCGUGUGACGGACCGGACAUUGAUGACUGUCUUGAAUGUCGCAACAAGAAAGCUGUCCGUCACAACGGAGAGUGUCUAGCUGAGUGUCUCAGCUACACUUACCAUGAUAAAACUACCAAUGAAUGCAGAAAUUGUGACAAGUCAUGUCUGACCUGCUCAGGCCCUGAGCCCUCAUCCUGCCUCAGCUGUGAUAAGAGCAGGACUAAAGAUGCCACUGGCCACUGUGUGUGGUUCAGUGCGUGCCCUCUGACCUCAUACAUGGACCAGGAUGGCGAGUGCCAAAAGUGCCACAAACUCUGCCAUCGCUGUUCUGGACCGGGCAAAGACCACUGCCUCAGCUGCAAAGAACAACACUUCUUACUGAACAACACAUGUGUGCAGGAGUGUCCUGUGGGUUACUACACUGAGGACAAGGACGAACGUGUGUGUGAGCGCUGUCACUUCACCUGUAAGUCGUGUACCGGCCGUCACAGCGUGCAGUGUGACGUCUGUAAACUCGGAUUCUUCAGGCAGGGAAGCAGCUGUGUCGAAACCUGUUUAGAGAGUCACUAUGGCAACUUCAGCAACAUGGCUUGCGAGCGCUGUGACCCCUCUUGUAGCAAGUGUUGGGGUCCUAGUAACAGAAAUUGUCGGAGCUGUCGGGAUGGGUACGUCUACCUGAGGCAUUCGGGACAGUGCCUGCGGAGCUGCCCUUCAGGCUACUACCAUGACAGCUGGUCCAAGACCUGUCACAGGUGUCACCCCACCUGCAAGACCUGCAACAGAGAGGGCGCUCUGGCCUGCCAGUCUUGUCAUGAAGGUUACACGUUUAUGAGAGGCAUCUGUGAAUCCAAGUGUCUCCUAGGCUUCUAUGCAGCUUCACAGAGCGACGAACCAAACUGCAAGGCGUGUGACCCGUCCUGCCUGGACUGCCGAGGUCCCAGCAUGUGGAACUGCACAGUGUGCCCCGCUCUCCAGAUCCUGAAUGAUGACGGCCGCUGCUUGAGCUGUUGUGGAAAAGAAACGCACCAGGAUGAUAAGCCGAUAGCCAGGGAGUGCUGUGACUGCCAGGCCUCACUAGAGGAGUGUGUCUUGGAUGUCAACUUUGUGUUGCGAGGAGCUGAAGAGUUGGAGGUUCAAGGCAGCUCUGCCAAACGCUUCAUCACUUUCUGCAUUCUACUCAUUCUCUCCAUGGGUGGAGGAGUCUUCCUCUUCCUCCAAUCUCGACCGUAUAAAUCACUCGCCAUCCCUGGCAUGCCCAAAACCAAAGCUGGAGGCUAUGAGAAACUGGACAGCAACGGAGGAGUCGGCUCACAACCCGACACCUCCCCGUUUGGGGAGUACAGCGACCGAAUCAUUGAAUGUGAGGAUGAUGAAGGAGAAGAAGAUGAUGAUAUUGUGUACAUGUCAGAAGAUGGGACAGUGUAUCGGAAGUUCAAGUACGGACUCUUGGAUGAUGAUGAGAUUGAGCUAGAGUAUGAUGAUGAGAGCUUCUUAUACAAAUGAAACAAGAUGAAGAACAACAUACUUUAGCUGCACUGACAUAGAUUUUCCUUACAUAUCAUUGCAAUCUAAAUAUGUUAAUGCAUGAUGUAAUUACGUUUUGAAAAGUCAAAUCAAGCACACACUUUUUCAGACUAAAACCAUUUUUAAUCAGGAACUAAUUUGAGUCAUACCAGCUAGUCAGCAGCUAUUAUGUUGAUGUAAAUGUUCAUUUGUCAAUCAUCUUUAUUUUUUGUAGGACAGAUAUCACCAUCAGGAUAAAUACUAUUCUGUGGUUGUUGUUUUUUUUAACAUGGCUGCAACUGAAAGAAAAAUAAUUAUGGGCAAAACCAAUGUUGUGCAUUAAAGUCUGAAACUUGAACAUCAUCAUAUAAUUAACUUUUUCCUGUAAAACUAUCUUAACUCUUAGCAUGUUUCAAGCCAUAUUAUUGGCACUAAUCAGAUCUUCUAUGUUUGCCUUAAAAACAACACAAGAGUGAAACUACUAGACACAUCUAAUCAUAUUUGUGAUGGUUGUUUCCAAUACAUCCAGAUUCUUUUUUGGAAGAUUUGGAUUUUUGAGUAUACUUGUGUAAAUCUAGCAUAGGGAUACCAAUUUCUUGCUGGUGUCAGUGAAAAGUUGGGCUAUGACUAUGCAGCAAACCUACAUAGGUGCACCUCAACCUACAGUAGGUUCAGUUUUCUUAGUAAGUCAUUGUGAAUGUCAUCUGAAAUUCUUGGCGAUACAGCUGCUGGGUCAAUCUGAAAAUGAGUUGUCUUACUUCUGCUCCUGUUUACUUCACAACUCUGCUUUUGGUUUACUGUUCUGUUAUGCAGCAUAUUCCUUUAAUCAUUUUUGUCUAAUCCACAUUUCUAUAAGCGUUUAUUUUUGAGACAAAACCCUCAGUGGAAGGUGUGAAUGUGCUGAAAAUCAUAUUCAUUCUCAUGUGUUGUUUACAUUUUCUAGAGUAAAUCAUUUCAUUUGGAGCAAACCUUGUCUGUUUACAACAUGAGACAAUGAACAGAAGACUUUGUCAAUAAAACUUUGAUUAUUCUGAAACAAAACUCCCCCACAAACAUAUCAAACACAUAAAACUAAAUUUCUUUACAUUUAAUUAUUCAUUUUUAGCUUAUAUUAUUGAUUAACAUAUAAUAAUGCAAUAUACUUCCACUGUAUCUGCAUCAUCUGCUUUUAAGCACUUAAUUGCUCUGGUAACAUUACAGUUCAGUGCUGCUGUGUUUUAUUGUAUCGUUUAAGUUUUAACUGUACUGUGUAUCACACUUCAUCUAAAAAUUCAAAGCAAAAUUUCUUCUGAAGUACAAUCUGAUCUGUGAACCUGCGUGUUAAAGUUUGGACUUUUUCAGGUUAGUUUACAGAGAGUGUACUCAGUGUUUUCCUGUUUUUAGACCACAGUGAAAUGCUUAGAUACUUGUGUCCAGACCUCUACUUACGACACAGCAGAAAGUUGCAGAAUAGUUCCUUAAAAUAUUUGCUACUUUAAUGUUUUGAUUUCAGAGUUGCACAUCUGGCUUGUGUUGAGAUAAGAACACUUCCUUUCCUACUCACUGGAAAGUGUGAAGUCCAAUCAAUUUGCAUUUUUCUGUAUACUUGCCUGAAGUGAAAUGUACUGUGAAUGUUUCCUAAUAAAGUUGGAUUUUGAUCUGUG